CACGCCACUGUUGGCUUGGUCGUCUUCGGUGGCCGCACAACAAAUCAGACAUUCCAGGCAAGGCGGAAACCGAGCAGCCAAACAUGAGCGAGCUGUUGCUGACGAGCGCCGAGCACGUCCUGACCUUGUGCGUGGAGGUGUACAAGAUGGUGAAGGUGGCCAAGUCCAACAAGGCUCAGUGCCAGCAGGUGGGCGAGCGCGUGCGCACCUUGGAGAAGAUGGUGCGGCGCAUCAAGCAGCGGCCCGAGAACGUCUCGCCCGAUGUCAGGGACGCCCUGGUGGACCUGGCCCGCAGUCUGAAGGACGCCACCCAGCUCAUGGGCAAAGUAACCAAAGCCAACGCCGUGGUCGGCUUCCUCGCGUCGAGCAGCAACGAGUCCAAGUUGCAGGAAGUCAGCCAGAAGCUGAACGAGGACGUGCAGCUGCUGUCCGUGGCCCUGCAGAUCUGCUACGGCGACGCCCUCAGGGACGGCCUGAAGGCCAUCGUCGACGAGCACAGGAUGGCUAAACGCUUGGAGCCCAUCCGACGCAAGCCCGUCCUGCGGGUGUCCCACGCCGCGGACGAGAAUGGCGGGGAUCCGGACGACGGCUCGGUCGGGGCCGCAACCCCCGACGCCACCUCGCUUGUCGCCAAGCUCCUUUUGGCUUCGACGACCAGGCCCGAGAGCAAGGUCCCCGUGUCCCCCUCGCCUCCCGCCACGUUCGUUCCAUCCCGGGAGCCCAAGACGCCUGCUGCCAAAUUGUCUGAGACCGAGGCGCCCGUGGCCGUGUCACCUUGCCGCAUGAUACCUGUGGGGGCGGCUCCCAAGGCGCCCAAUCUCCCAAAGUCACAUGGCGCCCCGACACCCAAGACCAAUGCGCCUGUUCCGGCGUCACUCAAGUCUCCGCCGCUCGCCAUGCCCAUGUCACCUGUUGCCAUGAUGUCACCUGUUCCAGGGUCGACUGUGUCCAUGACACCCAUCCCCAUGAUGUCACCUGUCCCCAUGAUGUCACCCGUCCCCAUGAUGUCACCCGUCCCCAUGAUGUCACCUGUCCCCAUGUCGCCAGUCUCCAUGUUGCCCUACCCGCUGGUGUCCCCGAGCCCUCCAGUGGUCCUCAAUCCGAUGCCGAUGCUCUACCAGCCCCCCACCAACACAGUGACCUCCACCGUCAUCAGCUACAACCGCCCCCGCUCUCAUCCCUCCCUGAACCUGGCCCAACUUGCUGCCGCCUUGCCGUCGCAGAGUCACGUGCUUGGUAGCAGCGUGAACAGCACUUAUUUCUUUUGACGCCCGCCAUCCGUAAUCCGCCGUGUUACGCUUCCAACGGGGGGCUUCUCAAACGGGAUCAUUGCGGGAGAGAAAUUCAAGCCCAACACACCUCCGAGUUACGCAAAAACACACUUUCCCAUCUGUGCAAUAUAUCCUGUGCAAUAAAACGCAAGGUGCAAUACAUCAAA
Molecule: messenger RNA, 1438 nt
Organism: Hippocampus comes (tiger tail seahorse)
Lineage: Eukaryota; Metazoa; Chordata; Actinopteri; Syngnathiformes; Syngnathidae
Product: vegetative cell wall protein gp1-like
Exons: 3
Coding region: 84-1268 (394 amino acids)
Biological process (GO): cell surface receptor signaling pathway
Source: RefSeq, a predicted model, not a curated record